Didymosphaeria variabile is the source of this 1584-nucleotide messenger RNA. RefSeq lists its product as uncharacterized. The coding region runs from base 1 to 1584 and encodes 527 amino acids. The record is from RefSeq and is a predicted model, not a curated record. The transcript has a single exon. Gene Ontology annotation, biological process: carbohydrate metabolic process. Gene Ontology annotation, molecular function: hydrolase activity, hydrolyzing O-glycosyl compounds. Lineage: Eukaryota; Fungi; Ascomycota; Dothideomycetes; Pleosporales; Didymosphaeriaceae.
AUGCCUUCAAGAACAACUCCGCGGUCAGCACCGUACAGUAGGCCUUCAGAUCGCCAAGCUGCAGCUGAUGCGAUACCAAUACUGGUAGACGACGAAUACCAAGUUUUCCACCUCAGUACCCCUCCGAACACAAUUCGACAUCCGCCACGGCUUCGAUCAACAUGGUCGCGUCUACGCUCGCGUGAUCUAGUAAACUGGGAACGCGACCAGAGCGAGGUACUGACACCAGGCAAAACUCGCGAUAGCCCAGAUGCCGAUGGUGCUUGGACUGGAUGCGCGAUCAUCGGGCCAGAUGAAAACAUGCACAUCUUCUAUACCGGAUACAACCUGUCACAAGAUGGCAAGCAAGUCAUCUUGCAUGCACAUUCGCAGGAUAAGAAGGGCACACAGUUCACCAAAUCCCCCUCACCAAUCCGAAUUACUGGCGACAUGUCAAGAUUCGAAGACAUCGAUUUCCGAGACGCUCAUGUUUCGUGGCAAGAGUCAGAGAAAUCGUACUGGAUGCUAGUCGCUACGAGACUGAGGACUGGUCCCUUCUGGACACGAGGGUGUCUGGCGCUGCUCACGUCGCCGGACCUCGACGCCUGGACAAUCGACCCAGAACCCUUCUACGCGCCCAACGAUAUGUUCUGCCCCGAAUGCCCCGAAAUCUUCUCGCUGCCAAAUGGGAAGUGGUACCUUGUGUACUCGCGGUUUCACGCUCCAGAUGCUGGUACAGUGUACAGAACCGCUGAUUCGCCGCGAGGCCCGUUCAGAACGCCCCGUGCAUCUUCCGGUGGGCGCUUUGAUGCGCGUAGAUGGUACGCCGCGAAAUCAUGUCCGAAGGCCGGCGAUCCAAGCAAGCGAAUAUACUUUGGAUGGGUUGCCGAUAAGCUUGAUGGGCAGUGGUCAUGGGGUGGCGAUAUGGGCAUGCCGAGAGAGAUCUCCGCCGAUGAGGGCGGUCAGUUGGUCAUACGACCAUGUUCUGAAUACCUGGAUGCGACAUUCGCUCCGGGAUCUGAAGUACCGAUACCUUCGAAUAUCUCAAUCGGAAGCGUCGGCGAGACAAGAAGCCAAUCCCUCUCUACAGGGGAGGCAAUACCGAAUGAAUAUUGUUUCGAGUUCAGCAUCGCUUCCUACGAUGCCUCAUCCUUUGGUCUACUGUUCCGCACAUCCAAGGAUAUGGAUGGCCAUAGGCUUAGAUUCAUACCGGCUAAGUCGGAGCUGUGCGAGGUCGUCUUAGCACGAUAUCCAGCUCCCCUGGACGACUUCUGGGCGGACCAAUACAAGAUGCAUCUGCCACGCGAAGUUGACGGCCCCGAAAUCGCGCGCCAUCUUGUGAACAUCCGAGGCAACAUCGUCAUUACCGUAACAAGCAACGUAUUGGAAAUCUUUGUCGGUGGGAAGUCUUUUAGUUAUCGUUUACCUUCGGAUGUAGGCGCGCACGAGAAGCUGCCUUCCGAGACCAACGGCCACCAGAAUGGGCUGGUGAAUGGCUCGCUAUCAAAUGGUGACGAGCACCAGGCGCAGGAAGUCGGGAUUUUCGUUGAAGAUGGACAUGUUGAGUUGACAGAUGUACAUUUACGAAGGCGCACGAGCUCUUAA